This is a messenger RNA of Papaver somniferum (opium poppy), 1817 nucleotides long. RefSeq lists its product as uncharacterized. Lineage: Eukaryota; Viridiplantae; Streptophyta; Magnoliopsida; Ranunculales; Papaveraceae. Bases 116 to 1564 code for a protein of 482 amino acids. The transcript has a single exon. The record is from RefSeq and is a predicted model, not a curated record.
AUUUGGUUGAGAAGGUCUUGCCUCUUUCGUUAUAAGUACAACCAUUACUCUUCACUUAGAAAAUUCAAAGAUCUCCGCACACAAAAUAAAACCGAGAGAGAAGAAGAAAUUGAGAAUGACUAGCUCUGAUAAAAAUCUUAGGUACAUUUCUACAUGCAUUGUUAGGCCUGCGAGUAGACAAGCCGAUGAGAGGACUCCUCAAAAAAUAGACUUAACUGUAUGGGAUCUCACCUUGCUCCCACAUCAGUAUAUGCAAAGGGGUCUUCUCUACACCAAACCUACACCAGUUAAAUAUCACUAUUCCAACCAAGGGGAAGAAGAAAGUAUAAACAACAUAAUCACUCACCUCAAGAACUCCCUAGCGAAAACUCUUGACCAUUUCUAUCCUUUUGCUGGUCGCCUUGCUACAACGAUACAUGAUGAUAAUGAAGAUGCCAAGUACUCUGUUUACAUCAACUGUGACUCUUCUGGUGCAGAAUUUAUUCAUGCCGCCAUGGAUGUAACUGUAGCUGACAUUAUCAGUCCGAUUUAUGUUCCCCUGGACAUAGUCAGAUCCUUCUUCUCCCUCGAAGGAGUACUGAACUAUCAUGGUCUAUCCAAACCGUUGCUUUCUAUACAGGUAACAGAACUAAUCGACGGCAUCUUUGUAGGGUGUACCAUAAACCAUACUGUCUGUGAUGGCACAUCGUUUUGGCAUUUCUUCAAUUCAUGGUCUGAGAUGUGUAAAGGAGGGGGUGAUGGCUCAAAUCAUCACGAUCACAUCUCACGCCUGCCUAUUCUCAAGCGUUGGUUUCCCAAGAACAUAGACUCCCCCCCAAUUCGCCUCCCUUUCUUCAUAGGCGAUGUAAAUUUUGCGGAAAAGUAUAAGUAUAUCCCAUCACCAUCAUUUGAAGUGAGAAUCUUUCACUUCACACGAGAAAACAUUGUUAAACUGAAAUCCAAGGCCAACUUAGAGCAGACUGAGUCCAUAGAGAAUGCAAAUUAUAUCUCCUCCUUCCAAGCAUUGUUGUCUCACAUAUGGUUAGCCGUGACACGAGCUAGAUGUUUAGGUUCAAAAGAUGAAGACACAAGUUACCAGUUAGUGAUAGGGAACAGAGCUAGGUUGAAUCCACCUCUACCUGAUGGAUACUUCGGAAGCUCAUUUAUGAUUGGGGAAGCAACAGCUAAGGUGAGCGAGUUGCUUGAAAGGGGGAUAAGCUGUGGAGCUUUGCUGUUGAAGAAGUUGGUUAAUUCCUACGACGAUGCAACGAUUCAAAGAUAUUGUGAGACGUGGGUGGAGAAGCCGGUACUGCACGGUCGUAGAGUCCCUGUAUCAACUACUUUAAUGACUGGAGGAUCUCCAAGGUUCAAUAUGCACGGCAAUGAUUUUGGUUGGGGACAACCAAUUGCAGUUCGAGGUGGCAUCUCUAACAAACGCCAAGGGAAAAUUACAGCCAUCCCUGGACCAGUUGAAGGGAGCAUAGAUCUUGAGGUUUGUUUUUCUCUGGAUAUAUUGCAAGCUAUGGCAGAUGACCCCGAGUUCAUGGAGGCUGUCACUGUCUUACCUCCUUAUAAAAGUGUUUAAGCAUAUUCUUAUCUAUUGUCGCCCAGGUUUAUCAACAUUUACUGCUUUCUGCCCUAGUGCUUUCCAAAGAUGUAUGCCCUGCGAAAAUAUUUACAUGGUUAAACAAUGUCAGAAAAAUUGUAAUCUUCCAGAGAAAGGUUGCUUAAUAAUUUCAAAUUGGAAAACCAAUAUAUGCUACGAGAUUUGUUUUGCCACCCGUCAGCCCCAUAAGAAGAUGAUCUAAAGGCUGAUUUUGAUAGACAUUCAGACAAAG